Molecule: messenger RNA, 1404 nt
Organism: Ectocarpus siliculosus
Lineage: Eukaryota; Phaeophyceae; Ectocarpales; Ectocarpaceae
Source: the annotation of a GenBank genome assembly
AUGAAAAAGCACAUACGUCAUGUCCCCCACCGUCAUCAGGAGAGCGGAACAUCAAAGAGGGUAGCAGAGACCGGAGCAUCGCGACCUUGGAGAAAAGGCUCGGAAUCGGCACGGGACAGCCGGAUAGCUUCCACUUUGUCAGUGUUCUCCACUUUCGCCCGAAAGCGGAGAGCCUCCUUUGGUCGCGAGAGGAUAGAACAAGCACGAGACAUUCGGUUUUUGCGGAGCAUCUCCAAAACUUCAACUCAUAGAAGCUCUGUUUGGCGAAUCUCCAACUUCUCCGACAUGGCCCCUCCGCAGCGGCCGGGAUCGGGAUGGCUUCAAAACGCCAACGGUAGCAAGAACCAACCGACCCUGGCACCGACGCCAGACCAGUCUGAGGUGACAAGGACUGCCCCUCUUCCUGAAGAACUCAUCGCGCGAACUGAAGGAGUCUCGAAGGAGGAGGAGGAGGCGAGGAGAGUGGAGCGAGCCAAGAAGGCCGCGGAGGAGAGCAAGAAGCGGGAGAGGGAGGAGGAGGAGAUGUGCGCCAUCUGUUGCGACAAGCUCCCGAACCUCGAGAGGGGCGUCCUCUCAUGCGGACAUGUGUUCUGCUUCGCGUGCAUCCACCAGUGGACCAAGAACUCCAGCAUCUGCCCCGGCUGCCGCGUUCAGAUCAAGAGGAUCACGAAGACCCUGUCGCCAGCCGACGAGGCUAAGGCUAAGGGGGAGACUCGAAAACCGGUUGUAUCGCAGCGGGGCAUGAAGAAGAAACCCAGGAAGCAGCUGAAAAGGGCUAGGCAUCGAGAUUCCAGGGCCAAGAAUCCGGCCUCCGGCUUCGUCACGAAGACCGUCCGUGUCCGCCCCAAGAGUCUCAAGAUGACACCAGCACAGCAGCGCGCGGCCCCGCACCCCCAGGCCCGCGGGGGGUGGAUGUACGUGCAAGAACAGCAGCGGCGGUUGCAGCAGCAGCAGCAGCAGCAGCAGCAGCAGGCGCGAGUGAUCCAGCCGGCCCUAGCGAGGGGAGCACUGUCGGAGUCCAUGACCCAAGCUGGCGCCGCGGACCUGUCCCCGCAGGUGGAAGCGCUUGCCCGCGAUCAGGCGGCCGCCGCGCGUUAGCGUUUCCGCGUUUCUACCUUGGAUCCAGUGCUACCCGUUGGUGACGGUUCCCCCGCCCCUCUCCGGCUAGGGGCGGCGGCGGCCAGAGGCGGCCAGGGGCGGAAUUUUCCCCGCGUGCUCAGGCCCAAUACCAAGACGAUUGAUGUUUCGUUUGUAGGGAGCAAACUGCUGAUCGCGAAACGGACAGGUUGUUUAGGAGGCAGAAACGACAAGCUCGGAGGCGAACACCAUGGGAUUAUACUCCUCAUGUGCUUUCUCCCACGAGCUGUAUCUCGCCCUGCAAGCCUCCAAUCGACACAGGACAUG